Molecule: messenger RNA, 798 nt
Organism: Camelina sativa (false flax)
Lineage: Eukaryota; Viridiplantae; Streptophyta; Magnoliopsida; Brassicales; Brassicaceae
Source: RefSeq, a predicted model, not a curated record
AUGAAGAAGCUACCCAAUGAACUUACGUGGCUCAAAGCACUCCUUAAAGACCUUGGGUUUGAGUCUGAUCAACCGAUCACCAUGCACUGUGACAACAACGCAGCAAUAAACAUUGCCACAAACUCAGUUUUCCACAAACGGAUCAAACAAAUUGAAGUAGAUUGCCAUAAGGUUCGAGAGAAGAUUGAAGAAGGGGUAAUCUUACCGUGUCACACUCCGAGUAAAGAUCAGUUGGCAGACAUCUUCACCAAGGCUGCGAGUCCUCAAUUGCGCAAAGUCCAGUACGCCGUGGCUCAAUUCACCGACUACGCUCUCACCUGGUGGGAUCGUCUUGAAGCCGAGCAGCGUCGCAACCGUGACCGACCCAUCACCGUUUGGGAGGUCUUGAAGGUGGAGAUGCGAAGGCGUUACGUGCCUCUGUACUACCACCGCAAGCUCCAGAAGAAGUUCCGGAGGCUCACGCAAGGCGCGCGAACCGUGGAAGAAUAUUUUGAGGAGUUCGAGCAUUUGCGUAAUCGACUUCAAGUCGAAGACUUGGAAGAGUCACUCAUGGCUCAGUUCUUGGAUGGAUUACAAGACAGGAUCGCGCGCAAGGUCGAACGCCGGCCUUAUCAAGGCUUCGAGGAGUUGUUGCAUCUGUCGGUUCAAAUUGAAAGUCAGAUCAAGAAGAAGAACGCCUCUACGAGUCGCACUAGAGCCCAAGGGGUUCCAAGUUGGUCUCCUAACGCGUCAACAUCGAAUCGGCCCCAAGAGAAGCCUAAGGCGACCGGCGUCGAUACAAGGUUCAAACCAAGGUAG